This is a messenger RNA of Numida meleagris (helmeted guineafowl), 3536 nucleotides long. RefSeq names its product palmdelphin (gene PALMD). Gene Ontology annotation, biological process: regulation of cell shape. NCBI's taxonomy places the organism in Eukaryota, Metazoa, Chordata, Aves, Galliformes, Numididae. The record is from RefSeq and is a predicted model, not a curated record. Gene Ontology annotation, cellular component: membrane; cytoplasm. Bases 386 to 2032 code for a protein of 548 amino acids. The transcript has 8 exons.
GUUUACUUCUACCAUGGCCCUAGCAGAUUGUGUUUUGGGCAUUUAACAGUUAAAGAAGCGGUGGUAUGCUAACUGAGCACAUUAAAACAAAGAGUUGGCAGCUUCUGAAGGAAAAGGGCUUGUGCUCCACUGUUCCAACUUGUCAGUCAACUCAUGCCAGCACUCUCCACGUCUGCCUCUUCUACACACCCUCAUUACAUGUGUCUGUCUGGACUGAUCUGCUCGUCUGUUCAGGGACUCUCCCGACAAGUCAAAAAUUCUGCCUUCUCUCUGCUCUGGAAUUGGAUCAAAUCACCUCAGCUGUUUUUUGCAGCCCCAUCAAGAGGCUUUUGCUUAUGGUCUCAUUCUGUUUUUCUCCACUACUUGCCUGUUUUUGAUUUCUAGAAUGGAGGAAACCGAACUGCUGAAGGAAAGACUCCAGGCCAUAACAGACAAAAGAAAACUGCAAGAAGAAAUUGCACAGAAACGUCGAAAAGUAGAAGAGGAAAAACUGAAACACCAGCAUUUAAAGAAAAAGGCCUUACGAGAAAAAUGGCUCUUGGAUGGCUUCAGUUCUCUCACUCCAAAAGAGCAGGAAGAAAUGCAAAAGCAAAAUCAAGAGGACCAACAACAAACUCGUGAGCUGGAAGAAGACAUUUUCAGACUGGAGAAGGAAAUAGAGGCCCUUGAAAAAGAGGAAAUUAACGUCUCAGCUAAGGAAGAAGCUAUUUUAAAGAAACUUAAGUCAGUUGAGAAAACAACAGAAGACAUAAUCAAGUCUGUGAAGACCGAAAAAGCAGGAGUUGAAGGAGAGGCAGCAGACUACAUAUAUGCCAACAUACCUGACCUUCCCAAGCAUUUCAGACCCUCUGCAUGGAGAAGGCCAGGGCAUGCUGCCAUCGAUGAUGAAGAAAAGAGAAAAGCAUUGUUUGCAAUGGAAAUGAAAGUUGAAAAAGACAUGAAGACAGGUGAAAACACAGUGUUGUCAACAAUACCUCUUCCCUCAAAUGAGUUUAAAGAGACAGGAAUUAAAGUCUAUGACGAUGGUAGGAAGUCAGUCUAUGCAGUGUCCUCAGAUGGCAGCGCAACGCGAAAUAGGAUGGAUGAACUUGCUCCUGUUGAGGUGGAAGACCUUCUAAGGCAGGCAAAUGAGAAAAAUUCCCAGUCUCCCACAGAGUAUCAUGAGCCUGUGUUUGCAAACAAGUUUUGCAGGCCAGUUACUCCUCAGAAAGACAAAUUAGUCCCUGGACUAAAACUGGAAGACACGCACAAAAGAGAGAUGAAUGGACUCAGCACUCACACAGAAUUUUCCCCUGUGGCAGAACCCUUCAUACAGCAACCUAAAGAGAAUGGGCUUAAUCAUCAAAAGGUAACACCAAAGUCUCCCUCUCCAGUACUUCUGGAUUCAGAGAAUAAAGUACACGUUAGUGCUGAGAACAGAAUGAUACAUAAUGAGAAAAGUGCUCCACAUGAAGAAUUAAAACCUUAUCAGAAUACAACAGAAAGACAUGAUGAAACAAGGUUUUUAAGCUCGUGUCAUCCUAAUGAAGCACCCCCCGCACCUCAAGAUGAGGAAGAUGUUCAUUACCGCAUGGUGCAAGCUGUGCCAUGUUACGUGGAUGAUUCGGAACCAGUUACAAUGAUUUUCAUGGGUUAUCAGCGCAUUGAUGACGACGAUGCAGAAGCAGACCAGAAGUUGACAAGAUACGAUGGGGUUAUCCGUGCCGAAUUAGUUAUUAUUGAUGAUGAUGACGACGACAGCAAGUCUGAGAAACCAUCAUAUCAUCCCGUUGGCCACUACAGUCAGGUUUACCAGCCACCAAGCAGGAAAACCACAGAAGUCCCACAGACAAACCCUGUGAGCAGCCUAGGCACAAGCCUGAACAGUGCACCCCACAAAAAUUCUAUCUCCCUACGAGAACAAGAGGAACGCUUAAACUCACCUACAAACCGUGUUCAUCUUCAGAGCCAAGCGUCAGGAGACGGUACUGAAGAUCCUUCAUUAACAGCUCUGAGGAUGAGAAUGGCAAAGCUGGGGAAAAAGGUGAUUUAACAGCUGUAUGACAUGGAAGUAGAAAUUACUACUCAAAGCAGAGUAAAGCUAAGAAGUUUCUUCAACAUACCUUUUGGAUCUUAAUGCCUAGUUUCUUGCUCUUCUGUUUUACACAUCUGGGUUAUUUUGCACUUCGCAUAGCCCAAUGGACUCUAACAGACUUUCAGUUUUGACCAACUGCCACAUACACAUAAAUGAAAUCCUGGAUUUUUAAGAUAAUGGAAAGUUACCCAAAACCAUAAAUACAAUGUAUAUCUGAGAGUGAAGACGUGCAUAACCUGUCCCCACAGUCAGAAAUACAUUGUUGCUACAUACACAGCAGAUAAACACUCAUUUCCAAGGAACUUCACAGGAUGUUGUUCACUUUAAAGCAUACUAGUCUGACAUUUGAUUGAAAAUGAUAUUCAAACUUUUUUUUUUUAAAAACAUUAGUUAAAAACAAGGUAUGAGAGAUAGGAGCCAGGAAAAGUGUAAAUAUAAAAGCUGAUUUCCAAGCUUAGUAUCUUGGCCAAAAUUUGAAUCAUUCCUUUUUAAGAGCAAAACAACCUCAAAAUAGCAAAGCCCACAUUUAAGUAUUAAGCCACAUCUCUAGAGCACUGCACUCCACCCACGCUUCUCCUUUACAUAUGACAAUACAGAUAUCCUAAAACCCUGCUCCCCUCCCCACAUCACAUACAUGCUUCCUGCCCUUACCUCACAGACCCCGUGCAUAGCACUAUAAACAGCCUGACCUGCCAGGCAUUGCUUCACCUCCUAGCUCACUACACGAAGUGUUACUUUACCAGAAAGCUGGUUGCCAGACAGGCGGUGCCUGUCAGUCAUAAACAUUACUGCUUAGUACACGGGUUUCGUCAGCCAGAGGAGCUAAAAUUAGUGCAGGCCUCCCGUCAGAAACCAACUUGUCAGUGGCUUGUCCUGCAGCAGGUCUGUUCUGGGGGUAGCUGCUGCUGGGCAUGGCUCCUCUGCAAGGAGCAGGGCUCCCACCAUUCAACAAGUUCAUUCUUUCCCCAGUGGAGUAAAGCUAGGGCACUUAGAGCAGCCAUAAGGUAUAAUCACACGUAGGAAAGUCACAUGCAAGUCAUUUUUCUAAUACCAAGUUCUUGGGAAAAAAAAAAGUGCCUCAUCACUCUACGUCCUUAUAUUCAAAUCAGUAUGAUAGCAUUACUUUGGUAGGUCUUAGGCUGGUUUGAAUCACUAGGUGGAUAAAGCUCAGGUUGUAUUGUUGUAGCUAUAAAUACUAUUGUUGUAGAAAUAAUUACCAAAAAACAACCUUAACUUUUUCGCUUGUCUUCCUCGUUUCAAAGCAGGAAACUGAAGCUGCUACCUCAUACUGAGGCACAACGGUAGUAAUCGGCUGACGUAUAGCCUCUAAGCAGGUGGUGGCUCCCAGUCUGAAGUAGACAGUGAGCAGAGUGAUAAUCUCAGAUUUUAGGAAUUGUCAAAGAUGGUUACCUGGAGAUAGAAAAUGUAGAAUGUAGAUGAAUAAACAAUUACAUUUUCUCUA